Messenger RNA from Scedosporium apiospermum, 657 nucleotides. RefSeq lists its product as uncharacterized. The transcript has 5 exons. The record is from RefSeq and is a predicted model, not a curated record. NCBI's taxonomy places the organism in Eukaryota, Fungi, Ascomycota, Sordariomycetes, Microascales, Microascaceae. The coding region runs from base 1 to 657 and encodes 218 amino acids. Gene Ontology annotation, biological process: ribose phosphate metabolic process; nucleoside phosphate metabolic process. Gene Ontology annotation, cellular component: nucleus; cytosol. Gene Ontology annotation, molecular function: ADP-ribose diphosphatase activity.
AUGUCCCUCUCAAAUUCCAAAGUCACGGAGCGCGAGCCCCUCCCCGAGAAGGACGCCGUAUGGACAAAGUUGGUCAGGAUCAAGUAUCAAGACGCCCAUGGCCAGCCCCGGACGUGGGAAUCAGCCGAGCGCACGACGCGUCCUCAAGGCAGCGAUAUUGAUGGCGUUGGCAUCGUCGCGAUCCUAGAGAAGCCUACAGGCCCCGAGAUUAUCCUCCAGAAACAGUUCCGUCCCCCCGUUGAAAAAGUCACCAUCGAAGUCCCCGCCGGCCUCAUCGACCCAUCCGAAACCGCCGAAGAAUGCGCCAUCAGGGAACUAAAAGAAGAAACGGGAUACGUCGGCGUUCCCAUCGCCACCUCUCCCAUCAUGUUCAACGGCAAGUCCAUUCCCCCCCCCUUUUUAAACCUCCCCAGAAACUACCCCGGUUUCUGUAACACGAAUCUACGCAUGGUCCACCUCACCGUCGACAUGUCCCUCCCCGAGAACCAGAACCCCAAACCGGCGCUCGAGGAGGACGAGUUCAUCGAGGUCUUCGUGGUGCCUCUGUCGAAGCUCUGGGAGGAAUGUAAGCGUCUCGAGGCCGAGGGCUGUGCCAUUGAUGCGCGGGUGGGCACUCUCGCUGAGGGGGUCGAGUUGGCCAAGAAGUUUAGACUUUAG